Messenger RNA from Phragmites australis (common reed), 1746 nucleotides. Its product is annotated as WRKY transcription factor 71-like. The record is from RefSeq and is a predicted model, not a curated record. The coding region runs from base 156 to 1217 and encodes 353 amino acids. NCBI's taxonomy places the organism in Eukaryota, Viridiplantae, Streptophyta, Magnoliopsida, Poales, Poaceae. Gene Ontology annotation, molecular function: sequence-specific DNA binding; DNA-binding transcription factor activity. Gene Ontology annotation, biological process: regulation of DNA-templated transcription. The transcript is spliced from 3 exons.
AAAGUCGUAUCUUGCGCCUAUCCUAGCACGCUUUUGCAGCCGAAAAAAAAAAAACAAAUGGGCGCAGAGAGUCGAGACUAGUUGAAAGCUCAAACCCUCAUUUCCACGCCUCUCCUCCCUUUCCACACUAAACUCCACACAGGUUCCCACUCCCCAUGUCUUCUGGAGGAGGCGGAGGCGGAGAUCAUCAUGGCUAUGGCCUCUACCACCAGCACGGCCAUGGUCACCUCGCCCGCGCCGAUGGCGCCGAGUACGUGUUCAACAGCAACGACAUGGAGAGCUUCUUCUUCAAUCAGCCGGCGGCGGCGAGCGCCGGUGGAGGUAGCAUAACCGGCGCCGAUGAGCUCAUACCGCCGUAUACCAGCAUCACGGACUACCUGCAGGGGUUCCUGGACCCCGCCGGGCUAGCUCGGCACCUCGACGUGCCGUGCUCGGCGGAGGAUGCGCCGGUCAAGAACGAGCUGUCUGUCGAUGUGAGUCACGACAGUCAGGGCACAAGUGGCGCUGCCGGAGAAGGGGCGGCCCUGUUCACACCGAACUCGUCGGUGUCUCUCUCGUCCAGCGACCGGGAGAGGGAGGGCCAGCCUCGCCGGUGCAAGAAGGGCAGGGCGAAGGCUGAGGAGGAGAUGACAGCGGAGGCGGAUGAGAAAGUUCAGGAAGAUGGGGAGAGUUCCCAGAAAACGAACAAACCCAAGAAGAAAGCCGAGAAGAGGCAGAAGCAGCCCCGAGUCGCCUUCCUCACCAAGAGCGAGGUCGAUCACCUCGAGGACGGCUACCGGUGGCGAAAAUACGGCCAGAAGGCAGUCAAGAACAGCCCUUAUCCAAGGAGCUACUACCGGUGCACGACGCCGAAGUGCGGCGUGAAGAAGCGCGUGGAGAGGUCGUACCAGGACCCGUCGACGGUGAUCACGACGUACGAGGGGCAGCACACGCACCACAGCCCCACCAGCCUCCGCACCGGCGGCGCGCAUCUCUUCAUGCCCAGCGCGCACGCGCUGCAGCAGCACCUCAUGCCGUCCGGCUCCUUCCGCCCGGACCUGAUGAGCAUGAUGCACCCCAUCCCAAUGGGCGCAAGCCCUAGCAUGUACCUGCCAAGUAUGCCUCCUCCUCCUCCAAUGGCACCAACACCUCCCGCUCCUCCUCUUCAGCAGCACCACUUCACUGACUACGCCCUCUUGCAAGACUUUUUCCCUUCCACGAUGCCCACCAACCCAUGACUAACUGCUACACACAAUUAGCUAGACUAGAUCGACAUGAUCGAUGCUUUUGAAAUACUUGAUCGAAUUGCGCCAAUUGUGAUCACCUGACCCGGUACUUGAGCUUGGUCUUCCAUGGUGAAGGUAUUGGUAUUAUUAAGAGUAAUCAAUCUGCUGCAAGCUUUCAUCUUAAACUGGUGCUUGCAUUUCUUCCUUUUCCAUUUGUCAACUUCACCCGCGGAUUGGAGUACUUUAUGACUUUAACUUGAACGGCAACAUAAUUUAUGUACACACCUCUAGACUUCUUGUACAUGUACUAGAGUAUAUCAUGUGACCUCAUUGACUCACUUGUGAGAAAGAGGAGUAUUUCAUUUUCCCUAGUUCCCGUGUGAAAUUAAAGAAGAUGACAUCUCCACCUGUGCUUGUUCCUAUAGCAUGCUUACAAACAAGCUGGUGCUUCCGUGGAUGACUGGUUCAGCUUCUUUUGUCCAUGUGUAUAAAACUGGAACUGAGACGACGGUAUAUGGGGAAAAAAGAAAAAAUUUUGAUU